Molecule: messenger RNA, 2328 nt
Organism: Penicillium samsonianum
Lineage: Eukaryota; Fungi; Ascomycota; Eurotiomycetes; Eurotiales; Aspergillaceae
Product: short coiled-coil protein
Exons: 2
Coding region: 753-1256 (167 amino acids)
Cellular component (GO): trans-Golgi network
Source: RefSeq, a predicted model, not a curated record
UACAGAACAUCUCCAUACAGAAAAAGAUAUGAGAAAAAUAAGAAAAGAUCUCGGAGGGAUGAUCCAAGGGACAUGGGUUCCUCCUCCACCUACUCAAAAGGUGCUAAGAUAGACAAUUAUACUGGAGACUCUAGAGGUACCCCUGGGUACCGCACCCGUCGUACCACAAUUCGGGUCACUCUCAUGUACCCCCUCUGCCGUAACGCCAAUACCGAAACUCUCUUCCUUUUUCCCCCAAAGCUCUUUUCGAUUUUCUGACUCCUUCUCUCUCUCUCUUUCUCUUCUCUCUAUCUUCAGUCUCUUCUCUUUGAAACUAUUCCUACAUAUCUAGCCUCGAUCCCGCCUUGUGGCCAGCCUCUCUUUCCGGAAAGAGGGAAGAAAAAAAAAUCCCCCAACAGACCUUCCUUUUGAACCCACUCCGGUUACAUUUCUCUCCCCUCUUCCCGCCAAUCUCGAAUUGCACUCAUCUCAACCCACGAAUUUCGAAAAUACUCGCCUAGUCAGAGUCGACCACGGUCGUCUUGAAAAUUGCACAAUCCUCCUCUUCUUCUCGACUUUUCACCGACCCGGUAGCUACCUCAAGCGUAACACAGAUUUCUCAUCUGGGGUACAUCGCUAGGGGUAGACCGUGGUCGUUCAUCAGCCACUUUUCCUCCGGCCUCUUUUAAUCCGCAAACCCCAAUUGUGGGAGCUUGAUCAUACCGCCAUCCUGGACCUCCUUUCGAUAUUGUGUGUCGCGAGCAGUAACCCUUAUGGCACCAGAUACAGAAAUGACUGAAGCCUCUCCUGUUGAUACUCUGCCGCAUCCAAACGACGGUGGCCGCAUGCAUAUGUCAUCUCUCUCAUCAUCAUCUUCUAUAUCCGACGCAGAAACCGAGCGCCGAGGCCGAUCAGAACGUCCACGAAUGGCGAGCCGCAAACCCAGUGCUUCGAUUCUUGUCCCUCGGGACCACCCCGAAAUUGAAAUUGAGGAGGAAGAGUUUCCCCCCGAUGACGCCCGCGCAAUGAGCCCACGACGCAAUUCUGCCGAUCUGGAACGUUUGGGCAAGGAGGCACGACAGACCCUGCAGGAACAAGCCAAGGCUCUCCAAUCGUCCCUUCAGGCUCUUGCCGAACGCAUCGACGCGGUCAAAUCGGACCAUGAUAAGUUGGAAAACGAGAACAAAAUAUUACAAGACUACAUCGGUGGUCUCACUCGCAACAUGACCAAGAGCGAAAUGACCCGCAGUACGAAAGCACGCAAAGCACAAAAAUAAAUCGGCUUUCCUCCAAACAGGAUGUCGCAAGGUGGCCAGAUACCUCGUCCCGUGAACGUCAAUCGGGAGGGAUCGCCUGUUGUUUUGCGGCAGGGGGUUCCAUGCAUUACAUACGGUCGCGGGUUUUACAUUCGAACUAUUUUCACUUUAUUACGACGAAAUCCCUGGUCAACGGAUUUUUCUUCUCACCGCACAUUCAAGUGGUCGCUCAAUGAGUUACAUGCCCAAUGUCAGCAUGUCAGGGUCUCAUAAAACAGCAGAGUUGGGAAUUUCUGGUUACAGUUUCUCUUUCUGCAAUGGGAUCAGCAUUUAACCGGGGGGGCAAUCUUACGGUUACCAUUUUCGCACACAUCAUCUGCCACCCGACUGGUUCGAGUGGCCUCCCUGGAACACCACAUUUCAGUUUAAACGCCACAAUGUCAUCAUCUCCACAGUCCCCCUGUUCAACCGGGGUCGGCUGCUGCACCGGGGGUGAGGCUGAAUCCGAAUUAUUUACUCAAGGGGAAACUUCAAGGGGAUUGUUCGUGACAUCAUCGCAUGCCUUGCACAGUGGCCCGCCACCUGACUUCUUGGCAUUUGAUUUCCGGAGCUCAUUACAUCAUCCUCAAAGUCGGUGUGCAACCUUCGAUCCUAUCAUCUAACGCAGUGUUCCACUCUGCCUCUCUUCAACCCUGUCGAUAUUAUUGGCUCUUUUUAUUUCCUAUUCCUCGCUCUUUCAAUUGGCGUUUUUCUCUUUCUGGCGGCUCUGUGAACAACGUUUCACUUGUACUUUUUUUUCACUUUUUUGUUGUCUUUCGAUGCAUAGCACCUUGGGCGUUUCAGGGACUGGGACUAGACUCGAUUUGAUUUGAAUGGCUCUUGCUGGAGCAUUGAAAUGUUUCUUCGUCAUGGGCAUUGCAUGGUGACGGUCAUCGCCACAGCAGAACGGCGUGGGAAGUGGAAAGCAUCUUAGGGGUCUUUUGGAGCAGUCCAUUUAUCUUCUCCUCUUUCCUCACAUGCCUUCUCGAUAUUCGGGGGGCUCUUUGUACAUCUGCAUUCCAACCUUUUUUUUUUUCUAUAUUUUCUUCUGUCU